This is a messenger RNA of Arachis ipaensis, 990 nucleotides long. RefSeq lists its product as uncharacterized. The record is from RefSeq and is a predicted model, not a curated record. NCBI's taxonomy places the organism in Eukaryota, Viridiplantae, Streptophyta, Magnoliopsida, Fabales, Fabaceae. Gene Ontology annotation, molecular function: catalytic activity.
AUGAUUAUUAGUUCUUGGAACAUUAGAGGUUUAGAUGGUGCUGGAAAAUUAAGUAUGGUAAAGAAUUUUAAAAAUAAGUCUCGCUUGGAUAUGUUGGGACUGAUAGAGACAAAAAAAGAGUUGGUAACCAAAUUUGACGUUAUGCGCAUCUGGGGCAGAGAUGGAGCUGGGUGGGAGUAUGUAAGUUCAGUUGGGGCCUCCAGAGGAUUAUUGCUCAUAUGGGACGAAACAGUGUUCAAAUUGAUUAAUUGCUAUAAAGGAGAUAGAUGGAUGUGUGUAGAAGGGGUUGUGAUAAAAGAUCAAUUUCAGUGUGCAGUUUGUCUGGUGUAUGGAGCACAUGUGAGAGCUGAGAAGCGAGUAGUAUGGGAAGAAUUGAGUUAUAUUGCAGGGUUGUGCCAGGUACCGGUUUGUUUUCUGGGUGACUUUAAUGAAGCCAUGCACUUGGAAGAAAGGAAAGAAGCUACUACAUUAUCAGCGUCCGCGGAGGAUUUUAGAGAUUGGAUAAAUGAUAUGGAGCUGGUUGACUUGUCGUUAAAUGAUCGAAGGUAUACAUGGUUUAGGGGGAGCUCAUGCAGUCGAAUCGAUAGGAGCCUAGUCACCUUGGGAUGGUUAGAGAUGUACCCGGGGACAAGAUUAAGGGGUGGUCCAAGAGGUUUAUCAGAUCACUGCCCAUUAAUUAUGGAAGAGAGCAGAAAGUUUGAUGGCCCACGACCUUUUCGGAGUUUGGACUCGUGGUUUACGCAUGAAGGGUUUCUACGAAUGGUGAAGGAAGAGUGGAGGGAGUUAGGUGAUAGACAGUUCCUAGACAAGAUGAAAGUGCUGUCUAUUCCGGUUCAGAGAUGGCAUAAGCAGCAUUUUGGGAAUAUAGCUGAGAAGAUAAGGAAGUUUGAAGAAGAGAUCAAGAAGGUGGACGAUAUGGUGAGUAGUGGUAUGCAUGAUGGAACGUUGGAGUUAAGGAGAAGGGCGCUAGUGAGAUGCUGUGAGAAGUGA